Molecule: messenger RNA, 1267 nt
Organism: Helianthus annuus (common sunflower)
Lineage: Eukaryota; Viridiplantae; Streptophyta; Magnoliopsida; Asterales; Asteraceae
Product: transcription factor bHLH79
Exons: 6
Coding region: 142-888 (248 amino acids)
Biological process (GO): regulation of DNA-templated transcription
Cellular component (GO): nucleus
Molecular function (GO): DNA-binding transcription factor activity; protein dimerization activity
Source: RefSeq, a predicted model, not a curated record
UUGAUUAUGCCUUCACUCCAUCAUCUCCCUUAAAUUCGAACUCCAUUACAACUCACUCACUUCAUAGUUACACUCAGUCUCUGUAUUUGAUUGAUUAUACACACAUUUUCAACAUACACAUACAUUGUCCUUUUGAUCUCCAUGGAUCCACCCAUUAUCAAUGAGACCUCCUUCUCAGCAGCCAAUCCUUCUUCUUACACUCUAACUGGAAUCUGGCCCUUUUCUUUUGGCAACGCGGAAUCCAUGGUGACCGAGCAACAAAGCAGCGGUGGCAGGAAGCGGAGGGACGCCAACUUUGAAGACGAGUGUUCAAAGAUAGCGUCAACUAGUAGCGCCAAUGAUUUGAAUAAAUUGAAUGGUAAAAGAGUAAAGAUAUGCGGAUCAAGCGAUGAACCGGGUGGUUCAAAAGUAGACCGAGAAGGGUGUUCGGGGUCAGCUAGCAAAUCUGGUGUUGGUCAAACCGAUAAACCGUCUGAACCACCUAAAGACUACAUUCUUGUUAGAGCAAGAAGAGGCCAAGCCACUGAUAGUCACAGUCUUGCAGAAAGAGCUAGAAGAGAUAAGAUUAGUGAGAGAAUGAAAAUCCUGCAAGAUUUGGUUCCGGGAUGCAACAAGGUUAUAGGAAAAGCAACUAUUCUUGAUGAAAUAAUUAACUACAUCCAAUCAUUGCAACAUCAAAUUGAGUUCUUGUCUAUGAAACUUGAAGCAGUAAAUAGUAAUACAAGGAUGAGCUCGCCUGUAGAAGGGGUUCCUAUGAAAGAUCUUGGGACGCCACCCCUUGAUACAGUCGGGCUCUUAUUUGGCUCACAAACAACACAAUUUGGACACGGGUCUCAACCCGAAUGGCUUCAUAUGCAGUUAGGCAAUAGCUUUGGGCGAACCACUUGAACCCUAGACCACCCGACACCAUACACAUUGUUAGCCGAUUAGGAACUAGGAAACCUUGGCAGAUGCACCACUUGACAUGUGUGAUUACCUAAUAUACCUCCCUUCUAUAUUUAGAAAGUUAUUUAAGAGAUCUGCAUUUCAGGGUUAGAUGUAUCUUAUAUGAUAUAUGAAGUGUACUUGGACUUGAAAUCUCAUUUUUUUAGUGUGGGAUUCAACAAGUUUAUAUCUUUCACAUGGUUUACUUUUUAGUAUAGAUGAAAUGUACUUGGACUGCUAAACACAGUAAUGUUUACUUUUUACUUGGAUUCCAAGUUAUUGCUCUGACCAAUGACUUGGAAUCCAAGUAUAUAUGAAAAUUCAUAAUAUAUAUUAUAAAACA